Molecule: messenger RNA, 1005 nt
Organism: Theileria annulata
Lineage: Eukaryota; Apicomplexa; Aconoidasida; Piroplasmida; Theileriidae
Exons: 5
Coding region: 1-1005 (334 amino acids)
Source: RefSeq, a predicted model, not a curated record
AUGAAAUUAUUAUUAUUUAUUAUUGUAUUUGUUGAUUGUAAAUAUUUAAUUAAUCCUAUUCUUACAAGUCUUAAGAGUAAAGAUUUACCAGAAGAUGCUACUCUAGAUUAUGCUUACAUGACUAAAAAUAGAACUACUAAACCACAAAUAGAACAUGAACCAGUGGAAUCAGUGGAUACUGAGACUAAAGAAUCUGAAAUUAGGGAACCUGGAAUUGGUAAACAUAAUUCAGAAGAAUUAGAAAAUUUGGUUAAAGGAAAUUUAGCUACAAAUAAUGCACAAAGUGGUACAUUUGGUGAAAAUAGUGGUAAUAUGAGUAAUAAUACAAAUUCAAAUAAUACUACAACAAAUAAUUAUCAUACUGAAAAAGGUUUUAAAGAUGAUAUACCAGUAGGAACAAUGCAAACUACACCAAAUAUUAAAAAUACUACAGAUACAUCAAAUCAUAAAGGAGAUACAUCAACAUUUGUAACAAAUAAUUUUUAUAAUCCAUCAAAAAAUGAUAAUAAUAUAACAAUUGGUGGUGAAUUGGAAUAUGAAUAUUUAUGGAAACGUAUUUAUGAUAUUGAUGAAAAAUUAUCAGAAUUAAAUCCAAUUAAUUUGAAUCCAAAUAAUUUGAAUCCAUUAAAAAGAAAAGGUAUUGUUUUUUCUUUAAAUCGUUUAAUUUUAUUAUUUUCUAAUUUGUUUAUUAUUUUUGGAUUUUUUUUCUUACUUGGUUCUAAUAAAUUUUUUAUAUUCUUUUCUAAAAGAAGAAAAGGUACUGGAUUUUAUCUUAUUGGUGUAUCAUUAAUUGUUAUUCCUAUUUAUGAAUUAAAUAAUAAAUUCGGUAUUUAUAUACAAUUAUUUGGUAUCAUUUUACAAUUAUUUGGAUGUUAUUACUUAUUUCAUGAAUUCUUACCCAAUCUCAUUAGUUAUCUUAAACUCACACCACUCAAUACACUUUUUAAAAUCAAUUUCAUUAAUAAAUUAUUCAAUUUUCUAACACUUAAACAAUUACCAACGUAG